UCUGCUGUUGUGAUGAUACAUUCCAGGAGCUGCUGAAGAGUUUACAUAAAGGACGUCCCGUCCAGGUUCCAUUUGGAGAUUUAAAAGUGAAAUAAAGGCGACCGACCAAUCAAAACGUAUGAAUGAGCUAAUAUCAGACUGAGGACUAGUUUCCUCUUCAUUUCUGCUACAAAUAUCAUCACAGCACAGACGUUUGACACCGAAUACUGGGAAACAGAAUGCCAGCCAAGACGCCCAUGUACUUAAAGACAUCUACACCAAAGCGAGGCAAGAAGUUGAAAAUACGGGACGUUCUAUCAGGCGACAUGAUUAGCCCGCCGCUGGGUGAUGUGCGUCACAGUGCCCAUGUCGGGCCUGAGGGAGAGGGGGACAUGUUUGGCGAUGUGGGAUUCUUGCAAGGCAAACUUGACAUGCUUCCUGCCCUCAAUCAAGCGCCCAGCUCUCGUUCUCACAGCAUGGACAGAAGAAUGGAUGAGAUCUUCGAUGUGAACGCCAAGAGCCACAUUUACCAUCGCAGUCAUAAUUCUCAUCACAAUUCUCUCCUCAAAACCACAAUCUCUAUGCCGGUGUUUAUCGCGCCAGUGCAACCUCCUCCUAAACCCCCCCGUCUGCAUUUAGACGAGCAGUCGUCUCCUGUUCAUCAGCAGCAGAAUCACCAUCACAGUCCACAGCAACAGCGCUCCAUGUCUGUGUGUGAGGAAGGGAUCGGGAAAUGCAGGGAUCCCUGCCGUGACCUCACUCUCUCCGCCUCGAUCCCAGCCCUGCCGCAUCUGGUGCCUUCCACGGGCUCCUUAUCCGAGGCUUCCUCGGAUGACUCCAUGUCGGAAGGCUGUGGCCCGCUGGAUCCAAAACGAGGCUUGAGUCUGGACUCUGAUGCAGGGCUCAGUAAUGAGGACCUGCGGAGCGAACACUGUGAGUCUCCGGCUAUCUCACCCAGCAUGUCACGCUCAGAGUCCCUAAUGGGUUUGGACCUGGACCUGGGACCGUCCAUUUUGGAUGAUGUUCUUAGCAUCAUGGACCGUUAUAAAAGUGUGGAAGAGAGACAUGAGAUAUAAUGGGAUGCCCUUCAGAUACUGUGAUAUAGGUCAGCUCACCCAUGCCAUCUUAUUAUGCCUGUUUUAGAGGACAAUGAAAGAAUUGGGAUUCUGGUUGUGCCGCAGAUGCUGCAGAGUUAUGGCACAUUUUUAACCACAUGCAAUUAUCACAAAUAGGCAAUAAUCGUUAAUUGCUGUCAUUUUUUAAAAUGCAAUGAUCAGUCGAUCAGUUCAUUUACGUAAGGUGAUCAGGUGAUAACACAACAGUGUUCAUGGAUAACAUUACAAGAGCGGUGUUUUCCUGGGUUUUGGUCUUUCUGAACUAACUGGAUAUGUUAAAUAUUUAAGCACUAACAAUUUGUUGAUUUUCAUAUUUGCUGUUACUUAUUAAGCUAUGUUUUUCAGGGAAAGGAAUUGAGAUUUUGGCUAUAUAGUACAUUUUUCUUGAAAAUGUCAUAAAGUUUAACACCAUUUUGAGGAAGGUAUCAUUUUUAGCCAAUUUAGGAGCAUAUUAUUAAGGAAUGGCCCAAAAUGCAUUUUUUUUAAUUUACUUCCAUAUGAGUAAAUAUUAUGCAGAUAGAUAAAACAUUGUAUUCUGUCUAGCCUGUGACCUAAGAUACUUAUUUUCCCUGCCUAUGAGUACAAAGGAAAUCACUUUGUAAAUGUCUAUCUUUGUUGGGGUAUAAUGUUACAGUUUAUUUUAUUGCAUUGUAAUAUAUGAAAUAAAAAUGUUCAUGUAAAUA
This is a messenger RNA of Megalobrama amblycephala (Wuchang bream), 1777 nucleotides long. RefSeq lists its product as uncharacterized. The transcript has a single exon. The record is from RefSeq and is a predicted model, not a curated record. Lineage: Eukaryota; Metazoa; Chordata; Actinopteri; Cypriniformes; Xenocyprididae. The coding region runs from base 219 to 1055 and encodes 278 amino acids.